UGUGUGUAAUUAACUUUCAUUUUCUCACAUUGCCUCCUGUCAAAAGCGAGUAAACAGUAAACGACGAUGAAGCCCCAAAUUGAAAGGAUGUCUCAAGACGAGUGAGUGAGAGUACUGCAAAUCGACUAAUUCUACUUGCGGAUUCCUUUUCUUAAACCCUAGCUACACUGGACUAGACUAGAGCAGCAUUAUUAUGGAGUAUCAAAACCCUACAAGAACUCAAUCGGAUAUCAUCAGCACCCUUCCUCUAAACAUUAUUGAACAUAUUUUGGCCCGAAUGCCACUUCGAGAUGCACUGAGAACGAGCGUUUUGUCAAAGAAAUGGCGCUAUACUUGGCGGAGCAUGCCUAAACUUACAUUUACAGACGAUAUGGUCAAACUACCGUCUAAUCAGUGUUGCGGACAGUUGAUGAAGUAUAAGGUUGCCUAUGCCAUCUUCCACGUUCUGUUGUUACACAAUGGUCCGAUAAUACUAGAGUUCAGAUCAUUGGUUGGUCAUCUGCGUUUGGAUUCUGAGUUUGCCCCGAUAAUAAGUUAUCUUGAAAGGGGAAGUAAAGUGAAAAGGCUUACCUUCUUUCGUGUUAAGGUUCCUCCUCAAAUGCUUCAACAGUUCCUCUCCAAGUGCCCGCUGCUUGAGUAUCUCUGUUUGAUUGGAUCUCAAAACGGCCUUGACUUUGUGGCAGGAGAAACCAAGUUUACAUUUGUUGAUCUUUUUUCGGUGUGUGCCUUUGAUUCAGACUUUGGAUAUCUCAAAGUAUUACAUGAAGGUGGCAUGCCACAUAAGCUUCCAGAUUCACUAGUCCAUCUCAAAUAUUUGUUUUUGGAUGUGUGCAUGGCCGAAAAAAAUGAGAUUUCUGCGUUGCUUUGUAUGAUAAUGAGCUCCUCGUUGUUGGAGAAAAUUGGUUUUCUGAUGUGUGAUAAUGAGAAGUUGGAUCAUCUUGAGACAUUGGAGAUGAACUUGGAUCCACAAGACUACCCAGAUAUGAAGUUGGAUCAUCUUGUGUCGUUGUGGAUAGAGGACUUUAGUAACUUACGUCUUGAGAUGGAAUUUGUGAAACUCAUCAUGGCCAAGUCACCUGUGCUAAAGAAAGUGCGAAUUGUGCUUGAUGGCAAUGUUUCUGUUGAUGAAGAACUGGAGAUGCUUAGAGAUUUGGUUUUACACCCAAUUCCACGGGCAUCACCUUCUGCAAAGUUAGCCAUUGUACGCCCAAAAACUUCUUCAUGAAGGUUGGUAUUUUGAUGACGUGACGCUGGUUAAUUUCCUUAAGAACUUAGGAUUAAGGAUUGCCGUUGUGUGAGGCUUUAAUAGACUAUUAUGUGUGUGGAUUUUGCUGAUUUUGUUUUGUGUUGAUCAUGAAAUGCGAGUUUCAACUUUGUGACAAGUUUGAAGCUUUCAUUGAAAGUGGGGGGGGGGGGGGGGGGUUAUUCCACGGUCCUCCCAACCGCCGAGGUGAUCCCACCUCGCAGACCGCCACCCAGCAAGCCUGAGUCUGGGGGUAAAGUUUUAAGCUUUCAUUGAAAGUAAUCAUGGUUUUGUAUCCAAUUGAGUCCAAUAUGUAUUUGGCUAAAAGUUCACUUCAUAUAAACUAAUGUGGCAUGAUCAGCAUGUUUAUGCCGCUUCCUUUCGUAUGUAAUAAAUAAUUUGCACUGUA
Helianthus annuus (common sunflower) is the source of this 1652-nucleotide messenger RNA. RefSeq names its product F-box/FBD/LRR-repeat protein At1g13570. Bases 194 to 1225 code for a protein of 343 amino acids. Gene Ontology annotation, molecular function: protein binding. The record is from RefSeq and is a predicted model, not a curated record. NCBI's taxonomy places the organism in Eukaryota, Viridiplantae, Streptophyta, Magnoliopsida, Asterales, Asteraceae. The transcript has 5 exons.